CGAGAGGUCUAUUACAGUAAUUACUAUACCUCACCAUGUGUCACAGUCAGGGAGCCAGAAAGGAGAAUGUAGAGAGGAGUGUGAGAAAAGCUAUAAAUGUAGGUUGGUUGAGUGGAACCACUUUAGCCUUAUUUCCUUAUGAGAGUUUGUUUUAGGUAAUGUGCACUCUAUUACCCGACUUAAAUGAAAUGUGUUUGAGUGGCUUUGGUGGCCGUGUAGUGAUUCUCAGAGGCGUACUGCAGUUUGUCUCAGGCUGCCAGCCCAGCCGUGGUCGUGGAACCUGCAGGACAUCAGCAGCUCAGCCUCAGAGCAGGAGAGGAGAGGGAGGGAAGGUAGAUAAAUAAGCCCAUAAAGGAUGCUUUGAGUCAGGCGGAGAGGUGGAGAGGAGAGGGGGCUCCUGUAAAACAGUCCCGAGGCUUAUUAGAAGCUGCUGGCUGCAUUGCAGAGAGAUAGGGAGCUAGCUGGGGUGUCCAGGCAGGGAAGGCAGAAAAGGCGAGGAGAGGGGGGGGUUAAAGGAGAGAGGAGCUGUGAAGGAGAAGCUCAGCAGUGUCGGUUUGUCAGCCAGCCAGCCAGGCGGGACAGUGUUACAGAGGAAGAGAUAGGGAGAAGGAUUUAGGCUGUGCUGCAAACAGGGGAUGCAGAGACGAGUUGUUAUUGCAGCACAGGACAGAAGAAGAGGGGGUGAGGAAACCUGGGGAUGAUUCAUUGCAGGGGGGCAAAGAAGAAAUCAGACUUGAGGACGCCGCCAAGAUUGAGCGCCCAACUUUGGCUCUCAAUCAUAACCUUCACCAUCGCUUUGGCCCCAUGCUCAUGAUGGAAAUCAGGAGCUGGGAUGGAGCGCACCAGAGGCAGAGACCAGACUAGCUGCUGCCCCCAACCUGUAAUUUACAGAUGUAAGACUGCACCAGCACCUCUGAUCACAUCUCAGCUGGGGGGCUUCAUGCCCUGGAACAGUCCUGGGAGAUAGAGGGAAGUCGAGGAGGAGGAGGAGGAGGAGGAGGAGGAGGAGCAGAGGCUGGAGGCUGGCUCAGAGAAGUGGUGGAGGGUAGUGGUUUAAACUGCCUGCUAUAUUUUUGGAUGUGGGAUCUCCUGAAUUAAGCGAGCAAGCUGGAAUAAAGAUGUAGUGUGAGCUUGUGGAAGGAGGGGGACAGAACAAGGAGAGUGCUGUGCUGAGGAAAGGAAAGGGCUGGACGUCCCGGCUUGACGGACGGACCAGACAGACGGAGAUCUGGGGGGAGUCCUGAGGGGGAGAAGAAGACAGACGGUCCACUGGAUCAGGAAGCUGGGUAAAAGUCCCUGUCCUGAGGCCAAAACCAUCAUUCAGUAACACCUCUCCACCUGGACUGCCCAUCCAGUCAGAUGGCCUGGAUGCAGGAAAUCCUUCCCAUGUAGCACUGCCACUCCUGGGAUACAACUGGGGAUAUUACUACUGAUUCGAUUAAUGUGUUUUUAACCUGGAAAUGUUGAUAAGCUCUACAAUGACUCUUUUUUUUACCUUUUUUUCCUUAGAGUUUUUUUUACCUUCAUCUUUACCUUUUUUGGAAAUUUAUUUCUAUGUGGAAAUUUGGAAUUAUCUGCAUCCAGGAUUAUUUGUAAAAUGAUGACCUGGUGGUCCUGGAAUUUUCUUUGCAAACAUGGAUCCUAAUCUGGAUCUGGAUGUAGACUUGAACCACAUGCACAUAUUCUUGGUGAAUGUGGCCAGCAUCACUACAAAAUCACUCUGGAUACAGGGGUGAAAUAUAAAGCCACAACUUCAGGUUCUGCUUAUUAUUAUACUAUGAGUUAUGCAAGGACUACAAAACUGUUAGAUAUGUCAUUUUUACCACACUUACUUCAGAAAUGUGACUUUUUUCCAGAGAGAUUGAAUUCAUACUGAAGAUUAUGGUGAUGGUAAGAUGCCCUCUCGCUGCAGGAAUGCGCUGAACAUCGUGGUCACCACCCUUUUUGCUGCGGUGGUCCUCUUCACCAUUCUGCUGGCCUAUGUCACAGGCUACCAGUUCAUCCACACUGAGCAGCACCACCUCUCCUUUGGCCUCUAUGGUGCUUUCCUCUCCCUUCACCUCUUCCUCCAAAGCCUUUUUGCCUUCCUGGAGCAUCGGCGGAUGAGGAGCCCCGCCCAGCCUCAGCACCUCCGUCGCUCCGUGGCCCUCUGCAUUGCAGCCUACCAGGAGGACCCAGACUACCUGAGGAAGUGCCUUCGCAGCGUCCGCCGAAUCUCAUUCCCUGGCCUGAAGGUGGUGCUGGUUGUGGAUGGGAACCGGCCUGAGGACCGCUACAUGAUGGACAUUUUCCAGGAGGUGAUGGGCGGGGCUGACCAGGCUGGCAGUAUGGUGUGGAAGGGAAACUACCACAGUGAUGGGAGUGGAGGAGGAGGUGUCAGAGGUGGAGGGAGGAGCACAGUGCACAUGGAGGAGGCAGCAAGAGUGGCUCAUCUGGUCAGAGGCUUCUGCUACUCCUGUAUCAUGCAGGAGUGGGGAGGGAAAAGAGAGGUGAUGUACACUGCCUUUAAAGCACUGGGGGACAGUGUGGAUUAUGUGCAGGUGUGUGACUCAGACACAGUUCUAGACCCAGCGUGUACCAUAGAAAUGCUGAAGAUUCUUGAGGAAGAUCCAAUGGUGGGAGGGGUCGGCGGAGACGUGCAGAUCCUUAACAAGUAUGACUCGUGGAUCUCCUUCCUCAGCAGUGUGCGCUACUGGAUGGCCUUCAACAUCGAGCGGGCCUGCCAGUCCUACUUUGGAUGCGUUCAAUGUAUCAGCGGUCCUCUGGGGAUGUACAGGAACUCCUUGCUCCAGCGCUUCCUGGAGUCCUGGUACCACCAGACCUUCCUAGGUUCAAAGUGCAGCUUCGGUGAUGACCGCCAUCUCACCAAUCGGGUGCUCAGCUUCGGCUACAGGACAAAAUUCACAGCGCGAUCGCAGUGCCAGACUGAGACGCCGACCCAGUAUCUGCGCUGGCUCAACCAGCAGACUCGAUGGAGCAAGUCUUACUUCCGUGAGUGGCUCUACAACGCCCUGUGGUUCCACAAGCACAGCCUCUGGAUGACUUAUGAGUCUGUGGUCACUGGCUUCUUCCCCUUCUUCUUGGUUGCCACAGUCAUCCAUCUCUUCUACCGUGGAAGGCUGUGGAACAUCCUGCUCUUCUUACUGACGGUCCAGCUGGUUGGGAUGGUGAAGGCCACCUAUGCCUGUUUCCUGCGUGGCAGCCUGGUCAUGAUCUUCAUGUCACUCUACUCUCUGCUCUACAUGUCCAGCUUGCUCCCUGCCAAAAUAUUUGCCUUGCUCACCAUCAACAAGGCUGGAUGGGGCACUUCAGGCCGCAGGAAGAUCGUGGUUAACUUCAUAGGUGCUGUGCCUGUCACAGUGUGGGCUAUGGUGCUGCUUGGAGGUGUGACGUAUACAAUCUACUGUGAAACACAGGAGCCAUUCAGUGAGACAGAGAAAGCUUUGUUGAUAGCAGGGACGAUACUCUACGCCUGCUACUGGCUCAUUCUGCUGGUGCUCUACCUGGCAAUCGUAGCCAAACGGUGUAACAAGAGGGAAGAGCAGUAUCACCUGCCAUAUGCGGAGGCAUAAACCUGUUACCAGAGAAACUGGUAGGAUAUUCAUGCUGAGUUUCACUGCAGUGUGAUUCUAGCAAGGUCUCUGUUGACCUUGUAAACUGCUUGAGUGAUAAGCUGUGAACCAGGAACUCACUCACAUCUUCGUCACUGGUGCUAAAAAGGUAUGAAUCUAAAAGCACAGCAGCAGGAAUCUAAUUCAGCUGGGGGAGAAUCCAAGAUGACUGGAUCCAUACCGCUCUCCCAUUUAUAUCAUGUUCAAUGGUGCUUCACAUUGAAAAACCAAACCAAACAGAACUGACCCAGUUUAUACUGUGUGUUCAUACACUUGUAAUAGUGACUUGCUCAAAAGAAUAUUAGGUAGAUUAUGGGUACAGGUUAGCUGUAAAACUGUGACAAAAGGGUGCAGUAUGGUGCUUUUAAUGAAGCAGGAAAAGGGACAAAAUAAGACUAAGAGACAUAACGGUCUUACUUACUGGUUGGUCAUUUUUUCAUGUACUUCAUUUUAAUAAAGAUGAGAUGGGAUGAAAUGUGACGGAACUGAGCUUCUAUAAUAAGCAAUAAAUAAAUAGCAAGGCAAUUCUCUUAAAUUAGCCAAAGCACCUCUAUUUCAGAUAAGAGAAGGGAACCUCGCAUGGAUUUAGACAUUGGAGUGUAUUUUAAAGGUGUUCAGACAGAAGCAAAGCAAAUUUUAGAAGUGGUGCAAUUGCCUUGCAUGAAAAGACGCAAAUUUGUCAAGGCGGCGCAAAAUUGAGCGCCAACUUGAGCAUAAAAAUGUGUGCUGAUCUCUGCGUUUUUUUUAAUCUACUUUAUAAAAGUAUAGAGACAAGAGAAAAGGGAGAGCGACUGCAGGAAAAUAACAGAAAGAAGUGGAGUUCUUGGUGAGUUCUGAGAUUAGUCAGAAGUGACACACAAACACACACACAGCUACUCCACACACUGUUUGUGUAUGAGUUCCUAGCUAGCUACAGCUAAGGUCAGUACAGUUGGUACAUUAACUCUGUUUGUCAACAAUAUACAUGGACUGCAAAAACAGUCCAGCAAAAUUCAUGUGAACAUGUGUGUCACACCAUAAAGCAUAGAUUAGGAUUUUUACAAGUGUAACUUAAUACAAUACUCAAAUGCCAUAUGUUCAGUGCUUUCUCCUCUCCAUACUGGCUGUGAAGUGAUAUAUUUUUAAUGUCUACAAUUGUAGGCAAUGGGGUAAAAAAUCCACAGUCCUCGUUCUGUGUAAAAAUGCAUUCUAAAGUUCAGCCAGCUAAUAUGAGCAGUGUUGGCCAAGUUUCUUGAAAAUUAGAAUCAAGUAUUGAUUACACAUUACUCAUUGAAAAAACAAUUACAUUACUUUACUAAUUACUCAGCAGAAAGAGUAAUGCGUUACAUUAUUUUCGUUACUCAGCCCAGCUCCAUCAAAUAUGCCUUGAAACAACUCUAAAUCCUUUACACCCAUUCCAUCCUUUGUAUUUAACACGUGUAGAAAUAGAAAGCGAGACAUUGUGGUUUGAGAAGCAGCCCCACAAUUUGGAGGGAUUUACUUACCAUCUGGCAGCUAGCUUAGCCCCGACGACUGCACGUAGCUUCCUAGAAGUCCCAACCUCAGCUGUAUGGUUCUGCAGACCCUCCAACUCUAAAGAAAACUAUGUGUUUCCUGAACAUAGCCUUACCCGCGGCUAAUGUUAGCAAGCCAGGGCUUACCCGCGGCUAAUGUUAGCAAGCCAGCUAAGAAGGCACAACAUGUAAAUAAGAGAACUUUGGAAUGACUGGAAGCCACAUUUCUCAUUACCAGGAGUCGCAUUUCAUCUCUUCUGAUAGAGGCUAAUCGCCUCCCCCCACCUACAUCCGCUGUGCCAAGCUAGCACAUCCCAGAUCAGUCUCUCCACUGAACGCACAGAGACCAAACUGAUAUUAACCCUCCAUCAAACUCCCAAUGAGACAGCAAACAAGCUGACCCCCAAAAGUAACAGAACAAGAGAUUUCUGGGAUUAGUAAAUGUAUUGUACUGAAUUUCAAAUUCUAAUCCCUUACACUACUUACUGAAAAAAGUAAUCCCAUUAUUUACUCCCUAACAGCAGAUUGAGGGUAUUUACCAGUACGAAAUUCCCUCUUUGUUUUUCAACUUUGUGAGCCACAGCUAAGGGAUACUUUAUCCCCCAUCUCUUACAGUGUAGUCACGUUAGGAAGGUAUUUCUACAGAGUAUGGACAGGAGGAAUGAAUACAGUGACCUAAAACUCUUUCCACGUACAUAUGGGCAUGUGAGUAUUGUAUCAAGAACUGACUUGAAAAAUCCAAACCUAUCCUUUAAAAGUGACCAUAUUAGACAAAGACUUGCACUGAAAUUAACCAAUAUUCUGGAAAUACAGAGAAUAUGAUUUCUUUUGUCACACUACUUGCAAUUGGAUGUAAUGGUGUGGAUGUCUUCAGGGCAGAGACUAAGACAGCUUGUGUGGUUAUUCCGCAGCUUUGAGACCAGUCCUCAUGUACUCUCAUCAGCCAUGAACAGCACAAUCAUGUUCUCCAGCUGUAUUUUGUGGAGCAGCUAUGAUUUACCAGAACAGACAAUCUAAGAUUUCUGAACAUAUGACAUGCAGUUGUAUUUUUGGUGUUGUUGAGUAGUGUCAAAUGGGUAACUUAUUGUUGUACAUCGUGGUCCUAUUCUGAGUUUAAAGUCACCAGUGGGCCAUAGUUUCAUUCAGUGAUUCUCAGUAUUUUUUAAUAUGGUACUGGACACUAUUGUCUUAACUUUGGACAUUUGUGUCCUUUUACACUAGAUGUAGCCUUUGUUUAUUCAUUCCAUCAAGAACAGUGUAAAGACUAAAGACCAAAGAGAUUUUUUCUGAAGUGAGAAACUUGAGCUUUGCUUUCACUCUGUUUUUUUCAUGUUUUUAAAUUGCAUAUGAUUUCAGAUCAAACUGAUUCAGUUCUAAAAGAUAUGUUUAAAAAACUAAACACGUAGUCCAUUUGUCAAGUGUGAAGACCAUCAGCAUAUCUGUGCUUACACUGACAGCUGUCUUUUUGCUUUGGGCAGUGGACAUUUCUUCUUUGUACCAUUUAAGUUAUGUUCAUAUUGUUUUAUUUUGAGCAGGCUGUAUAAGUUUAAACUUGAAAGUUCAAAAAGGACACAGACAUUAAUAGUAAAUUGUGUUUAUAGACUCGGUCGGCCUUUCUGACGGUCAACCAGCGAUGCGAGAGGUCUUGUUUCUUGAUGCUGCUGCUUCCAUCUCUGUGCAUCACAGGAUACUGGAAUUUUCCUAAGUCGUUAAAAAAUGCUUCCUGUUUUGAACACAAUCCUCCCAUUCAUACCAAAUAGAGAAUGUCUCCAUGAUUUAAAUGACUGCAUUGAAAUUUUCCCCAUGCUAUCUGUUUCAAUAUUCUGAUUAUGUGUUUUGUUCACUGUAUUGUAUGUUUAUUUAAAAAAAAAAAGACAUGAAUUAAUUGGACUAGACAUUAACAUUAAAGGCCUAAAAUACUUAGGAAUCUGUACAAAAACAGGUCAUACUGAUCAACCUCCUUUUGUUAUAAUCUCCCUUGUGUCAGUGGAAGUAAACAGGUAAUUUAUUUUUUAUUAAAAUUUUCAGUUUGUACAUAAAAAACCCAAGUGGACACACCAGAAAUGAUAUAUAUAUUUUUUUAUUUUUACACCUGGCUGAGAUGGCAAAACAUUAAUGUAAUGCUGCUACUGUGGGGGUUAUUUAGCCAAAGUUUCAGAAAUGUUCUUAAAAAACCCCCACAAAAAUCUACAAUUGAAUGGCAUACCUAGUGUGUUGUUCACGCUAUCAAACACUUUCAUAUUAUAGUGUGUAAUGAACAUUGCACUUCUAGGGGCUGCUAGAUCUAGAUGGACUUUUAGUCUUAUUUUCUAACACAACUGAAUAAUCGCCCACAUCCAUGAACAUGGUCUUAUUUGAACUGAAUGAAGACUACUUUACAGGACCAACUUCAUGAAAAGCUACAUUAUUUGUAUCCACUGUAUUUCAUUCCAAACCAGUAUGUAGAGUGAAUACAGAUGAAGAGCUGUUUCACUGAUUAAGUUCUGUGAGAAAUGUCAGUCACUGAUUAAAACGACCAUGGUUCUAGGUAUGACUUUAAACACUUGUUGCCAGCAUUCCUGAGUGUGUGUGUGUGUGUGUGUGGUAGGGGUCUGAAUGCUGGGGAAAGGGGACAGGAGCUUUACAGCAGCUGAAUAAUUGGUCCCUUCAGUCACCAUGCACUAACAGGUUGGCUUUUUACUUCUGGUGACACACCUCAACAUAGGAACCGCCUUCAUCAAACAAACACACACAUACUUACAUGCUGUAAAUAUUCUGGCAACAUGUCAAAAUGCUGUAUGCUAGAAGACAAAUCAAAUAUUUUCAGAGUUUUUCUGUUUCUGUUCAUAUGUUCUUUCUGUAUUCACUUUAUUUUUAAUUAAUGUCUGCAGUGCUGCUCUAAGCCUUGCUAUACGUUACCACAGCAUCACAUUCAGAUUGUGACCAUGUGGCCAAUUCUGUAUCUUGAAGAUAUUUUACAUUUGACAUUUUAAUGCCAAAACUUUUACAUUUAAUCAGUGUGAAUCCUCAAAGGAGUCCACUAAUAGUCAGCUAAGGGCCAGUAUUGGCUCAAUCCUCACUCAGAGUCAGAGGGAGGGAGGGAGGUCCACACUGCAGCUUGCUUGACUUCUAUCCCUGUUCAUCUCCUCACCACGCUGUAGUAUAUUUACCACACUGAGUCUGUUUUCAGGAUGCAGCAGAACCACCUUCAUCACCCUGCUCAAUGUUCAACGUAAAAUGUUUACUCAUUCGCUCUCAAAGCAAAGGAAACUGGUGUGAGCAGAACCCUGUCGUUUGUACGUAGGAGGGACUAACUCGGUAGCUGAGCAAACCAAUUCAAUACAGUCUUGAGUUUCUGAAGAUUAACAUGGAUCCAUGCAGGGGCAACAGGUUGAGCUAUUUAAUCAAGGAGUGUACUUUCAUUUCACAUUCCAUAACCAUUUCCUAAUGAAAAAGGCAUGGUUUUUCUAAUGCUGAAUUGUUGAGCCAUGCCAUCAGUGUGGAAAAUAACUUGAUGAUGACAUCAUCAGGGUUACUGGACUAGUCUCCAAGCUUGGGCUUGUAGACUAAAAUUCAUAACAGAAAUACUGCGUUACAAACUGGAGCUGUGGAGUUUGAAAAACAUGGGUCAGGCAGGGAGGGUCUAAUGAAAAGAUGCUAUUGAGUUUCAUUAUAGGAAGUGUAGAAUACAGUGUUUUUGGAGCUUGACCCAAACUAGGGCCUAAAAGUCACGAUAUCUCAGCCUUUGCUGCUUCAAUUUUCAGUUUUGUCCCCCCAACUUCAUGGAAGUGUAACACUAAAAGGCUGACAUACCCCUUCAAUGAAGCUUAGUGCAAAUUUGGUGAACUAUCAGAGAAUGCCUACUGGAGGACGGUCAGUUUGAAAGCUGUAGAUUUUAGUCAGUUUUGUCUUUUGCAAUAGAAACUGAACAACAAGCACCGUCAAUUAUCGGUAGGCUAUGUAUGCUGCAGCUGGUGCUUAAAUCUGAGAAUAUUUGGACAAAAGUUGAAUGUGUACUGAAAAUGAACACAUUUUGCAAACCUUUUGAGACUUGCUACCCAAGUCCAAACAGCACCUGUGACCUGCUGUUCUGCUAUAAACUUUAAAGAGUUUAUGAUUCAUGUUAAGUUAUAUACACCAAUUACGUAGCUAUGUCUCUCAGUGCCAAAUGAAGAUAAUACAAACAACAUAGUUAGGCAACAAAUUACAUUUAUUGAUGUACAUAAUGUUAAUCUGUCCACUUAGAUUUUUUAAAUUUAAACUGUAUUUUCCAGACUUACAGUCAUUGAAACCUUAAGUCCGUCCCAAUACCCACACUGCGGUAUUUGCGAGUAGUCAAGUGCCUACUUCUUUAACAUAUUUCUGGUAACUAACAUCGAGUGAAUGAAUGGCUUCGGGCUGAUAAAAAUGGAGGUUGUGGAGGUUCUGCCAUAACUUUGUAGUCUUUGGAAAUUAAUAAUAAUAUUCAUGCUGAAUCCAGCAUGUGAUAAACUUAUACUUCUUCACGUCUACAGAUUAUUGUCGGUCACAAAAACAGCUUAUAGGAGCAUUACCACCAACAGCGCAGAAGACCGAAUUGUGGGAUACAUUUAGUUCGGAAGGAAUACCGCUUCAAGACAGUAUUAGGAAAAGUGCACAUCCAGUGAGGGUUAAGUGUAUUGUAUUAAGUGUGUUGGCAUUUUUCCGACAUGAAACUUGUCUAGUACCUGCUGUUGUGUGAACGCACACUUAAAUGCUCAAGACAGUGUCUUGUCCCAUUCUUAUUCCACUGUUGUACUCAGCUCGCCUUGCACCACAUAAAAUGAAAAUAACAAUUUAAUUAGAUUAUUUUUCCUAUAAAACUGACAUGAAUUAAAUUCAAUUAGGACAAAUUCAUUCUGGGAAAUACAAAAAGCUAACCGAAGUAGAAGUAGACUUGGUGGGUAAAUAGAGCAGGUUCACUGAUAUUAAAUGAAAACUAUUCAUCACAAGAUAUCUCCUGGAAUCAUAAAGUAAUUAUUGAACAGUAAGAGUAAACAUUUCAGCCAUUACCUUGCAGUUUAUCUGAAAACAAUGACCAAAGGUUAUUAAGUUAAAGUGGAUUCACAGUAUUUGGGAACUGCACACAUUCUGUCAUGAUGUGCAAUGCAGUGGAGAUGUCCGUUCCAGUCACAAUAAAUUAUAAUGUUGCCAUCUGGUGAAAAUGUUGCCUGUGUGUCCCUAGUUUGGAUACUUAUGGAUUGAAGCUGCUGAUUUUUGAUCUUUCAUUUUGUUUUUUCACAGAAAAUACAAUUAUGCAGUAUUCUAUUCCUUUCAGUGUGCAAAAGCCUUUGCAGCAUUUAGACCAUCAUGUGGCUUUAAACAUUUUCUAUGAAUGUCAGGAAAACAAUACAACAUUUAUUCAUACGUGCAGGGAGCCUCAUUAAAGUCUUGUUGGAAUCCGUUCAGGUUAAAGACAGUAUUGAUCAAUAAGAGGUGUAGUAUUGAUCAAUUGUACAACAAAUGUAUAAUCAAACUACAUCAUAUCAGAGUUGGAUGACACUAACUCAAGUAUACUCGCUUAAA
Messenger RNA from Siniperca chuatsi (mandarin fish), 10627 nucleotides. It is a transcript of the gene has3, whose product is annotated as hyaluronan synthase 3. Gene Ontology annotation, molecular function: hyaluronan synthase activity. The record is from RefSeq and is a predicted model, not a curated record. Gene Ontology annotation, biological process: extracellular matrix assembly; hyaluronan biosynthetic process. The coding region runs from base 1896 to 3572 and encodes 558 amino acids. The transcript is spliced from 6 exons. Lineage: Eukaryota; Metazoa; Chordata; Actinopteri; Centrarchiformes; Sinipercidae.